Molecule: messenger RNA, 962 nt
Organism: Ruditapes philippinarum (Manila clam)
Lineage: Eukaryota; Metazoa; Mollusca; Bivalvia; Venerida; Veneridae
Exons: 4
Coding region: 68-523 (151 amino acids)
Cellular component (GO): membrane
Molecular function (GO): calcium ion binding
Source: RefSeq, a predicted model, not a curated record
CGACUUAAAUGCAGAGAUUUCAUAUACAUGGACGCAGAUAACCGCUGGCUCCGGAUCUUUCUUUCAUAUGAAUUCGAAUGGUAGGGUACUUCUUAUGACGUAUCCAGCAAUAUCUAUGACGUACGGCGAUAUAUUUACGUUUACCAUAACAGCGACGGACCACGGAACGCCACCGCUGUCAAGUACAACAACACUGGAUAUAAUUUAUAAGGAGACCAACAAUACAGCCAGCGUUACGACAAUAGCUGUCACCACCACCACCACAACAACAACAACAACGGAAACCACGCCCACAACAACCUCGUUCUGGGAUGAACCGGUUAACAUAAUGGUAGUGGUUCUAUCUGCUGUAAUUGGAAUUCUUCUAGCUGCCCUAGCGUUAUACUUGUGUACGAAAAAAUUCAAAACAUUUAAGAAAUGGAAAAACGGACGGGCAAAGGUUACCAAGCGGAAAGUACAACCAAAACCAGAUCAAGACAAAACAACAUUCGAUUUUUGGAACCAGAACCAAAUGGAACUGUGAUCUGUUCCAAGACCCUGACAACCGAGACUUUACACAAAUAUGAAAAUGUUCUGUUGUUUUAUUUGUAUUGUAAUAUAUAAUAUUGUAUUUGAAUAAUAUAGUAUUCUCUAUAAGAAAUUCAAUUCAAAUAUCGGCGAAAACACAUUUGUGCUAACCUUGGUGAUAGGUCUUGUUUCUAAAACCUCAUUUUGUAUGCUUAAAUUCAGUUUCUUCAGUAAAAAAGAAAUGAAAUUAACAAUACCUUUUUGUUGAAAAUGUACACGUCACUAGACAUUGUAUUAUGUAAGAGGCUACCUAAGAGGAGCAGUGACCUAGUAAUUAAGUUAUCUGCCUCUAAACCCAGAGACCGUUGGUUCGAGUACUACUUGGGUCACGACCAUCAUGUUUCCUCAUUAUUUUGAAACCAGUACUUGUAUAGACUCGAUAAGUUUGGCAGUCG